Fusarium pseudograminearum CS3096 is the source of this 14727-nucleotide messenger RNA. RefSeq lists its product as uncharacterized. Gene Ontology annotation, molecular function: ATP binding; ATP hydrolysis activity. Lineage: Eukaryota; Fungi; Ascomycota; Sordariomycetes; Hypocreales; Nectriaceae. Gene Ontology annotation, cellular component: preribosome, large subunit precursor; nucleus. Gene Ontology annotation, biological process: ribosomal large subunit assembly; rRNA processing. The coding region runs from base 1 to 14727 and encodes 4908 amino acids. The transcript is spliced from 2 exons. The record is from RefSeq and is a predicted model, not a curated record.
AUGGCAAUGAUUGAUGUCUCAAGACAGAGGAGGUCGCUCCUUGCGGACGCGAGCGUGUUAGAACUUUUGCCCGCAGAAAUACUGGCAAUUAUUCAGACAGAGUCCUCGACGAAGCUGCUCGAUGCUAUUGCUGAGGCAGCUCUUUGCCCACCACUUACAGAGCGUAUCUUUGCGCAUUUCGAGCACGUCUUCCCAGACGUUUGUGCUCGAUGGAUUCUCAACCCUGGCAAUGAACAAAAACACAUACGAAUAUACUCGGCACUAGCACGUAUUCUUCCUUUUGCACCAUAUCUAUCAACCUUCAUCGAAUACGCCUCUUCCACUGCCGAACAGCCGACUAAUUCACACUCUCUACGACUCCCACCCUUGAAACUCGACCAGGAUGCCAUUACUCAAGACGGCGAUGUCCUCUUACAGAGCCUUCUUGUCGCUUGGAGGCUGAUCAGCUUCGACUCGCGCAACUUUGGCCCCCUGACAUCGGCCGCUUUCAUGCAGACCCUUUUUAAUCAUCAAAGUACAGCAGUUCGUUAUCUCGCGACCAGGAUAUUCAUUCAACUUCUUCAUGGGUCAGAUUGGAAGCUCGAAUCUCUCAUCCAGGAACAUAUCGGCAAGAGCGAGGCUAUCCUCGCAGACUUUGAUGGCAGAUCGAUUGAUUAUGGGUUUCUGUCGUUGUACGAACAGUCUCGAGUGAAGUCUUUCCUAACUUUGCGCCAAGAAGUACAGGCUGCUCACGAAGCCGACGGCAAUGACUCCCCGUACCUACAGGCUCUAACGCCUUACGUUGUUUCCUAUGGCAAUGCCAUUCUCCCCAGACCUCUGGGCCCAACCGGGGAGCCCUCAAAUCUAGUACUCACUCCCACGACCAUCUCCAACUUGGAGAAGCUGGCGACCAUGCUACGAGAACCCGACCCAGUCAUGCUUCAUGGCGCGCCUGGAGUUGGCAAGACUGCCUUGGUUCAUGAAAUCGCCAAACAACUUGGCAUGUACUCGAACAUGGUCACACUGCAUCUUAACGAACAGACAGACGCCAAGAUGUUGAUCGGCCUAUACUCAACCGACACGAAGCCCGGCAGUUUCCAGUGGCGUGCUGGUGUCUUGACUACGGCAGUGAAAGAAGGUCGAUGGGUGUUGGUGGAGGAUCUGGACCGAGCCCCCACCGAGGUUUUGAGCACGCUGCUCCCCCUUAUCGAACGACAAGAACUUCUUAUUCCAAGUCGAGGCGAAAGAAUACGCGCAGCAAGCACUUUCCGACUUUUUGCAACGGUGCGGACGUCACGAGGUAUGAAUGGACGGGAAAACCUGCCUAGCAUGGUUGGAAUGCGAUUCUGGCAGACCUUGAAUACCCAAGCCCUCGCGGCCUCCGAGCUUGAAGAUGUUAUAGUUCAGACGUACCCCAUCCUGCGAAGGCUUGUCCCGGAUAUUCUUGCAGUGUACACCCGUCUGUCCCAAUUCAGCAACAAACCUGGCGCAUUGACUCGGGGUCGCAAUGUGAUGGACCGCCAGAUGACGUUGCGCGACUUGCUGAAAUGGUGCCGCAGAUUGCGCGAGUCUUUGAUCGCCGCCGGCUCGAAGACAGGGGAGGAAGCGAUCACCAAUACGACAGAAGACCAAAUGUUCAUGGAGGCGGUUGAUUGUUUUGUUGGAAGCUGCCCUGAUCCACAGAUCGGCAAAGACCUCGUCUUUGCGAUUGCCGAGGAGAUGCGCGUUCCAAAGUCAAGAGUCGAAUAUUAUUUGUCAACUCAUAUACCCCCUUUGCAGGAGAGCGAAAACCAGUUCAGCAUUGGCCGCGCAGUAUUGCGCAAGAAGAAGCAAUCCAACAGGGUACAAAAGUCAAAGCGGCCAUUCGCAAGCACGGCGCAUGCCAAAAGGCUGUUGGAGCAAAUUGCUGUCGCAGUCAAACUCAACGAAGCUGUCCUCCUUGUCGGAGAAACCGGUAUCGGUAAGACUACAGUGGUACAACAACUGGCCGAGUCCUUAGGCCACAAGCUUGUUGCUGUAAACCUGUCCCAACAGAGUGAGGUUGGUGACCUUCUCGGUGGCUUCAAGCCUGUCAAUACCAGAACAUUGGCCAUGCCCCUCAAGGAAGAGUUCGAGGAUCUGUUCUCAGCUACCGGCAUCUCUGCGUCCAAAAACCAAAAGUACCUCGAACAGGUCGGCAAAUGUUUUGCCAAGGGACAAUGGUCAAGGGUGUCUAAACUGUGGAAGGAAGCCCCCAAGAUGUUUAACAAGAUUGUAAAAGAGCUCGAACGAGUUCAGGCUGAACAAACAGAGACUCGAGAUGGAGAUGAGCAGCCUACCAAGCGUCGAAAGACUCAGUCCAAGCUGCAAACCCUGCUUGAUCUGCGUCCGCGGUGGGAUCUGUUUGCCCGCAAUCUCGAGCAGUUCGAUGUUCAGAUCUCUGGAGGCUCUGGCAGCUUUGCCUUUUCUUUCAUGGAGGGAAAUCUUGUCAAGGCUGUGCGCAACGGUGACUGGGUUCUUCUCGAUGAGAUCAACCUUGCUUCUCCUGAUACCCUUGAAAGUAUCGCCGAUCUCUUAACCGGCCCCGAGGAGAGACCAUCUAUUCUCCUGUCGGAAACCGGCGAGAUCGAGAAGAUUGAGGCUCAUCCCAAUUUUAGAAUCUUCGGUGCCAUGAACCCUGCAACCGAUAUUGGAAAGCGAGAUUUACCAGUUGGAAUCCGCUCCAGAUUCACCGAAGUUUAUGUUUCCAGCCCAGACAAGGAUAUCAAAGAUCUGCUCAACAUCAUUAAGACUUAUCUCGGUAAUAGUAGCAGCAAGAAUGACCAAGCAGCAGAUGACAUCGCGCGUCUCUAUCUCAACACCAAGCGAUUGGCAGAAGAGAAAAGAUUGGUCGAUGGAGCGAAUGAAGUACCUCACUUCAGUCUUCGUACCCUGACCCGAGUUCUGAGCUAUGUGAAUACCAUUGCACCAUACUAUGGUUUGCGAAGGGCUCUCUACGAGGGUUUCGCAAUGGGCUUUCUUACACUGCUUGAUAGAGAGUCGGAAAAGAUGCUUGUGCCCUUGAUAUCCCACCAUAUUUUCGAGAGUCACGGCAACCCCCAGUCAUUGCUUUCUCAAACACCAAAACACCCCAACGAUGGUAAACAAUAUGUACCCUUCAAGAACAAGAACCGGGACAGACAAUACUGGCUCUUCCAGGGCAACGAAACACCCAUUGAGCGGGACGACUACAUUAUUACUGCUUACGUUGAGCGCAACCUUCUGAACCUUGUCCGUGCAACCUCGACAAGGCGGUUCCCAAUUCUUAUCCAAGGUCCAACCUCUGCCGGAAAGACAAGUAUGAUCGAGUACCUUGCAAACUUCACUGGAAACAAGUUUGUGCGUAUCAACAACCACGAGCAUACCGACCUCCAGGAGUAUCUUGGUACCUACAUCUCUGGGUCUGAUGGUAAGCUACGUUUCCAAGAAGGUAUUCUUGUGCAAGCAAUGCGCCAAGGUCACUGGAUUGUGCUUGACGAACUGAACCUGGCGCCAACCGACGUUCUUGAGGCCCUGAACCGUCUUCUGGAUGACAACCGGGAGCUCUUGAUUCCCGAAACUCAAGAGAUCGUCAGACCACAUGAAAAUUUCAUCUUGUUUGCUACACAGAACCCUCCUGGUCUAUACGGUGGCAGAAAGGUGCUUUCAAGAGCGUUCCGUAACAGAUUCCUAGAGCUGCACUUCGAUGACAUACCUGAAGAUGAGUUGGAGUUUAUUCUCCAACAACGAAGUCGGAACACCUCUCCUCCUGAUUGUCGAAGAAUCGUCACUGUCUAUAAGGAACUGUCGAGACUUCGUCAAACAAGUCGACUUUUCGAACAAAAAGAUAGUUUUGCUACACUUCGAGAUCUGUUCCGUUGGGCCUUGCGAGAGGCGGAGACACGCGAAGAAAUUGCUUGUCACGGAUUCAUGCUGCUUGCAGAAAGGGUUCGCGAGGAGGAGGAGCGCAUUGCUGUCAAGGAGAUCAUCGAGAAGGUCUUCAAAGUCAAGAUCGAUCCUCAGAAUCUGUACUCUGCCACUGUGGCUCCUGAGCUGAAGCAGUUCACAAGCCAGAAGAACAGUCAGGGAGUUGUAUGGACCCAUGCAAUGCGCCGACUCUAUGUUCUUGUAUCUCGAGCAUUACGCAACAACGAGCCUGUAUUGCUAGUGGGCGAAACAGGUUGCGGCAAGACUACUGUCGUUCAGCUGCUGGCCGAGGCAUUGAAAAGAGAGCUCCAUAUCGUCAAUGCUCAUCAGAACACCGAGACGGGCGAUCUGAUUGGUUCGCAAAGACCUGUUCGUAACCGUGGAGCCAUCAUCGAUGCUAUGGACGUGGACUUGAAGUCGGUUCUGCAGACACUUGGCUUAGAUAUCUCCGGCUCGGUUGAAGAGCGCUUGGAGCGAUACAAGGCAUUGGAUUCUUCGAUCAUCAACAGCAUUCCACAAGACGCCCGGGAGCGAAUUAGUGCCAGCGAGACGCGAAGCAAAGCUUUGUUUGAAUGGGCAGACGGAAGUCUCGUAGAGUCGAUGCGAGAUGGCCACUUUUUCCUCCUGGAUGAAAUCUCCUUGGCUGAUGACUCAGUUCUGGAGCGUCUUAACUCCGUGCUGGAACCUUCGCGAACACUUCUCCUCGCCGAAAAGGGUGUUGAUAACUCCUUUGUUGUUGGAGCUGAUGGUUUCCAGUUCUUUGCCACCAUGAAUCCAGGUGGUGAUUUUGGAAAGAAGGAGCUGUCGCCUGCUUUGCGAAACCGAUUUACUGAAAUUUGGGUUCCCGCCUUGUCGCAGAGCGAAGACAUCUACGAGAUUGUCAAGACAAAGCUUAACAGCGACUCCAAGCAACUGACUGACAUCAUUGUUCAGUUUGCUGCUUGGUUCGGUGACACUUUCAGGUCCAUGGCGUCAGCGCCGUUCUCCGUCAGAGAAAUCCUGGUCUGGGUCCAAUUUAUCAACAACUUCCAAUCUAAUCAGCCUGUUGUUUCCCUGGUACAUGGUGCUUCGACUAUCUUCAUUGAUAGCAUCGGCGCCAACCCUUCUGCCAUUCUUGCUACCGAUCCGAAGUCACUCGGCCAGCAACGGCAGAAGUGUUUGGGCAAGCUGAGUGAGCUUAUUGGCGAGGAUAUCUCUGGGAUCUACGAGACACAGCCUGAGCUCUCUAUGGAUGAUACUUCUUUGACCAUUGGUCACUUCAGUAUCCCUCGGGCUUCCACAGGCGUUGCCGAUCCUGGAUUUGCUUUUCAUGCGCCCACUACUCGUUUGAACGCCAUGCGAGUCCUUCGAGCGCUCCAGAUGCAACGGCCGAUUCUGCUUGAGGGAAGUCCUGGUGUCGGUAAAACGACUCUUGUUGCAGCCUUAUCCCAAGCAUGCGGACAACCGCUGACUAGGAUUAAUUUAUCUGACCAAACCGAUUUGAUGGACUUGUUUGGUACUGAUGUCCCCGUGGAAGGAGCCGAGGCUGGCAACUUUGCUUGGAGAGAUGCCCCAUUCCUUCAGGCUAUGCAGAAGGGAGAGUGGGUUCUCCUGGACGAAAUGAACCUUGCUUCUCAGUCUGUACUGGAAGGUCUCAAUGCUUGUCUUGAUCAUCGAGGUGAGGUUUACAUCUCGGAGUUGGACCAAGUCUUCAAGCGUCACCCGGAUUUCCGUCUUUUCGCAGCUCAGAACCCUCAUCACCAGGGUGGUGGUCGCAAAGGAUUACCCGCCUCUUUUGUCAACCGUUUCAUCGUCGUCUACGCCGACGUCUUCUCAGACGACGAUCUGAACUUGAUUGCAGCACAUAACUACCCCAAGAUUGAACCACAGGCGAUCAGCCAACUGAUUCAGUUUGUGUCUCAACUCGACCACAAGCUGGCCAUCGAGAAGGCUUUUGGAAGCCAGGGAAGUCCUUGGGAGUUCAAUUUGCGCGAUGUCCUCCGCUGGUUGAAACUUCUCGACUCUUCUGACCCUCUGCUUCACAACGCCCAUGUUGAUGACUUCCUUGAUAUCAUUGUCCGACAGCGAUUCCGAUCACAGCGGGACCGCGAGGAAGUUGACAAUCUUUUUACGUUGAUUUCCGGAUCGCCGCCACGACAGCAUAGCUUGUACCAUGAUAUCAACCCAAUGUUUGGUCAAGUUGGGUUGGCUCUGCUCGACAGGCAUCCUCAUUCUCAACCUGAGCGACUCCCCAAUAUCGACAUUGUUCCUAGGCUGGCUGAGCUUGAGUCGCUCAUGAUUUGUGUCAAGCAAAACGUUCCUUGUAUUCUCAGCAGCCCUUCAGGCUACGGCAAGUCUGUUCUCUUGGAACAUGUCGCAGCUUUGGCCGGAAAACCUCUUGUGGUGUUCCCGAUGAACGCUGACAUCGAUACUAUGGAUCUAGUUGGUGGUUUUGAGCAGGCAGACCCCCUUCGUGAGGUUAACGCUGCUCUCAGAGCCCUCCAACAGGACCUGCAGAACUCGAUCAUGUCGGCAGUGCCAGAGGAUAUUCCCAACCAGGCGCUUCAUCUACUUCACUUGCUUGAUGGCUUUACUGGUGAUGUUGCAUCUCUUCCCGCCAUCACCGAAGCGGCCAAAGAGCUGCUUCAAAAGGUCCCUGAGGACUCCGAGGUCGCGACCACAUUGACCAAGGCGCUUGUUCCCCUGCAACAAAACUUGGUGUUGGAGAACCCUCGUUUUGAGUGGCUGGAUGGUGUCAUCGUCAAGGCCCUACAAAUGGGUCAGUGGCUGGUUCUUGACAAUGCCAACAUGUGUAACGCUUCCGUCCUGGAUCGUCUGAACUCCCUCCUUGAGCCAAACGGUUUCUUGAGCAUCAACGAGCAUUGCGGACCCGGCGGAGAACCUAGAAUUGUGCGACCACAUCCAGAAUUCCGCAUUUUCUUAACUAUGGAUCCCCGAUAUGGCGAGCUUUCCCGCGCAAUGCGGAACCGUGCUGUUGAAAUCCAUAUCCACACACCUCCUCCUGCCCUCGACCCCUCAUACACUAGAGUCGUGAGCGUGGAGAGCACCGAUGGAUCUGUCGAGAUUGUCGAGCGCGCUCUUGAGACCCUUUCUAUAUCAGAUGUCGCUCUCCUUCCCCGAUUUGCCGACACUCUGCUAAAGAGUACUGCUGACAAAGCGGCGUUCGAGGUUGGAGUUGCAGAAUUGCUUGAUUUCCUUCACUCAAGCAAUGGCGCUGACGGUGUCAAUGCCGUUUCUGGUUUGUACGCUUCCUUGAACGUUUCCGAGGCACUCAAGCCCGCGCAGCCCCUGCACCCACUUAGCAACUUCCCCGUGGCUCAGCUUUUGUCUUCUCCAGACCACGCACGAUGGCUUGGCGCAUGCCUCGAAUUCUACCACGACCUGUAUCGCCUGCAAAACUCUAUCGAGGACCAACGACGCCAAGCCCAGGUUAACAAAUUGAACGCUCUCAACAGACUUCAAAGAUCACUUGUUAGUGAUCGCGUGGCAGCUGUGUCAAAGGAUGCCACUGUGAAGCUAGCUUCGUUCUUGGUCUCUACGAUCAACACUAUUAAAGAGUGGCUCGGGUUCAGCUUCGAGUCUUCUGAGUCAUGGAUGGAGCGCGUUCGCAUUCUCAGAGGUGUUGUUCGCUAUCUUGAGCGCACUGUCCGGCUCACCACUGAAGACAACUUUGACGAAGCCAAAUUUCAGGCACACCUGGCACAAGGUGCAAACUUCCUUCAAAAACAGUUAUCUCUAUCGCAUGGCACCCAGGAGCGAGAAUUUGUUCUCCACCUCCUUGGCCGGCUGGGCAAAGACUUUACCGCUGGAUUCAAGUUGUCGACCGGUCUGAGCAUGGAGUUGCUUUGGCACGUUUUCCGCCCGACUCCUCUACCUACGAAGAUACUCUUGGAUCAAACACUAGAACUUGAAAAGCUGGGCUCUCGAUUCGAUACUUUACGUUGGAAGGCGGGAGCAACAAUUCCUGACUUGGCAAAGGCUAUGACAACCCUUCAGAAGGCCUCUGGAAUUAUCAGCAGUGAUGUUCCAAACGUGGACAGUCUUCUGGAAGCUCUCACUACAGAAAUUGAGUCCCUUGAAAGUCGAAUCGGUGCUGAUGAGGCUGAGCGUAUGCCUUUCAUGGUUGAAGAAUUCGAAUCACUUCGCCAGGUAGCAAUGCUUAGCCCCACCAACUCAGAUCACGCAGAGCUGCAAGUACUGUCUAAUAUCCCUACACAGGCUGGAAUGAUGCUAGCUAGCUCUGAACAUCAGGCUGCACUUCUCCAGUCAGUCGAGAAUCUGGUAUACCAGAGCCAAUUCUCUUGGGAUGGCAAGUUCGUGACGUCGUUCUGGUCAAAGUUACAACACCUGGGAUCAGUCAACUUGGGCUCUCUGGCUCUCCUUGAAGCCGAGCUCCCAAUUGCCGGUCGGCAGCUUGCGAUACUCAGCGCUGACUUGGUUCAGAACCCCCUGAUUAGACUGAACAAUGUGCUCUCCAACCUUCUUCUCGAGGUCUUCAAUGCUCAUGGCCAAGGCCUCAAGGACGCUGUUGUUGAAGCAGCACAACUUGUUUCUCAAGACCCCGCCACGAACUCGCAGGCUUUCGAAGGCAUUUUGACUCUCAUUGAACAAGAUCACUUCCGCCAAAUUGCCGUUGAGCACCUUAUCCCUGCUAUGAAGGCGCUCACUGCUUCGCAAGAGGACCUCCAAAAACAGGCACAUCUGUCAGCUUAUGCUUGGAUUCACUUCAGUAUUGGCACUGUCAAGCUGUACGUUCCCGACCGUGUCUUUGAUCCUCAGAGUAGGCCGAAGAUGGAACGCGAAUUUCUUCAAGAGAUGCACGCCCUUCUGGAUGAGCGAACUGGGUCACUUCGGACGUUUGAGAAGCUCUUUACCGGACAAGAUACGAAUGAGCGCAUCCGUCUCCUGGAAGCUGAAGCCACUGCCCUUGGCCCUCUUCCAGAAGAGGUUCGACCAAUCUACAGACCCGAUCAAUCAGAGCUCAGUCGCCUUCAUGCUGAAUUCUCGAACGUGCUGAAGGCCGUCACGGGCCCUACCCUGUCUUCCGCUCUUCAAACCAUUGACAACGACCCGAGUAGAGCGGCAGAAGAGUUACAGCUGGUGAAAGAAAAUGUACUUCGACUUUUGGACAGACUCUCUGCGCGCUUCGAAGCAUAUCAAGACAUGACACGGCCCGCCUCAAGCCUGCUUCGUUGCCUCAUGAUCGGACUUUCAUUAUGCGAUGCCGCAUCAGCUCGUAACUUGGCAUCUGCUUCUCAGCAGAUUCUUGAAGUUACUCCUUUCCUGGGUGGAGCCAUGUGGAACCAGAAGGACGGAGACUUCUCGUCGCGAACAUUUGAAUUCCUCAACUACAUGUCCGUCGUUGCCAGCGUUGAAGGUUUCGAGAACAUUGGCCAUGGUGCCCGUGAUAUGGUUUUCAAGAGCUUCCACAGCUUGUUCGACGAGUGGACCAAGAGACUCGAGGUCGAUCGCAAGGAGCAAGCUGCCAAGGGGAGCCUUUACCGCUUCCGCGGCUCCCUGGAGGAUGAAGAAGAGAUUGACACAGAGGAGUUCAACGAGCUAUUCCCCACUUUCGAUGACGAAGAAGCAGCGAAUGUGCCUUCCGCUAAGAAGCAAGAUGAAGUGCGUGACCAAUCUCUGCGUGUGGCACAAAUUCACAAGAACCUCUUCCUCACUCGACAAGACUUCGCUACAACAAUCAAGGAUGUUUGCAAAUCUGUGGGUGACAGAGUUACAUCGGAAACUAUUGACCACAAGAACAUCGACCGUAACCUGACAAGCAAGAUGCUGGCUGGUACCAUGUUCUUCCUGAACGACAAACUCGAGUCACUCGUCUCACCCACUGUGGACAAGGGCUACAACUUCUACACAGAUGCUAACGUUCCGGAAGCUCGUCAACUUGUUGCUCUCAUGCAUAAGAUCAAAGCUCGUUUCCGUGAGUUACAGAUGGUAGACGAGAUUGGCCAUAUGCAACCGUUGGCCGAUGUCAUUCAAGCUUGUGAUCAAGUUCUUGAACUUGUCCACAGCGAGCCGUUGGCUAAAAUCCUCCCCAAGGUUGAGUACCUUCACGGCCAUGUUUACGAAUGGCAAUUCGGUGGAUGGGCAAGCAAAAUCUACGGUGUUCUUGCUCUCCAUAACCUCCUUACCGAUACGGUCAUCCGCUGGCGACGAUUAGAACUAUCGACUUGGGCCAAUCUCUUUGACAUGGAACAGAAGAAAUGCCAGGAUGAUGCAUACUCAUGGUGGUUUGUGGCUUACCAAGUAGUCAUUGCCGUUCCCUUGUCUCUGGUGGAUGUCCCCAAAGAGAUGGAAGAGUACGCUGCUUCUCUGAUUUCAAGUUUGGAGAUGUACUUUUCCACCGCGAUCGUUGGCCAAUACGGAGCACGUCUCGCCCUACUACGUCAACUCCAAAGCCAUCUCAAGCUCCUGACUGAAGACUAUCCUGUGCUUCAAGUUAUAUUGCAUUCAUUGUCCAACUUUAUCCAAUAUUACUCUCGGUACGAGAAGAUCAUGGAGGAAACUUUGCAAAAGGGACGCCUUCCGAUUGAGAAGAAGAUGAAGGAUGUUCUGCUCAUGGCAAGCUGGAAGGAUACAAAUAUCAAUGCUCUUCGCGAGAGUGCUCGCAAGUCGCAUCAGAAACUCUUCCGAAUUAUCAGGAAGUUCCGCGGUGUUCUUGGCCAGCAGGCGAAGCAAAUCAUUGAGCAAGGCCUUCCUGACGAAGAAGUCUGUCGCAUGGCUCACAUCGACAACAAGUCUCCUGCUCCCGAGGUCCCGGCAGACGUCUUCUCCAAACUGAACGAGACCAUGCCUGAAUGGAUUAAUGGCCACAAGCGACUUGCCAACGUCUCCAAAACUGUCUCAGUCAUGCGCAAGAUCUCAGACAAUCCGGACUUGUCUAGCGAUGUACCACAGACCAUCGACGACUAUGUUUCUAGCCUCAGCGAGUCGAUGGUGGAGUUGCGAAAAGAAACACCACCCUUCCUGAAUGACGAGAAUAAGGACCAGGUCAAACACUUGAAGACAAGAAAGAGGAAAUUGUUCGCUGAUACCUUGCGUGACCUUCGGCAGAUGGGCCUCAAUUACAACCUAGGACAAGACAAACUUGCUGAACAGGAGUCACUAUCCCUCAUAUUAGCAUCCAUUCAGCCCGUACAACUCCCUGAGGAUGCUUCUACCGAUGCCAUGGACUAUCAUUUCCACAAGAUCCUUGACCUUGCUCCCAAGGUCAGAGAGGCGUCUAGAGACCACUCUGAGGAUUUGACAAGCGCUGAGAUUGCGCGAAGUGUUGGUUUCGUCGAAGGUAUGCUCAACCUCCUGCUCGCCCAGAGGAGUUUGAUCUCCAAUGGAGGCUCCUCGUUGUCGCUACUCAAGCGAUCAAAAUCACAAUUCCAUCACUUGAGCCUCGCCCAGGAGCACGGUGCUCUCAUCCGUCAGACAACUACAUCCGACUGGACGCGCCUUCUUCCCUGGCUCGUCCAAAUCCUCCAGUAUACCAUCCGCCUAGUGGAAAUCCACGAAAAGCUAGGAGAUGCCAAGCACACCAUGACUCUGGAGCAUCUGAAGUCGUGGUAUGGACGAUUCGAAUCCCUCCAUACCUCCACUGCCGGUCUCAAACAACUACCAGAAGGUGUAUCUUCUGAAGAAGCUGCCCUUGCGGAAGCCAAAUUCUCCAGCGAACUUACCAGCUUCCGCACCAGCCUAGAGGAUCUGAACAGAGAACAGCCGAAGCUCUCUUUUGUCUUUAUGCAGAUUGCCGGCUGGACUAAUAUUAGCGACGAGGUUCUAAACCUGACAUACAAUCGCAUGGAGCUAGGCACAUUUGCAAACGCUAUCUCGACACUUUGCGACAAGAUCCUCGUCGCUGUCGAAGGUGCAAAGAAGGCCGCGAAAGAAAUUCCCCGCAAGGAGAAUGAGCCUGGCUGGUUGACUAGCCACAGUGACGGCUUUGCGAACUUGUUUACCAAGCUUCGUACUGCAGAGGUUGAACGAAGUGUAACUGGUUGCAUCAAUAUGCUGCAGCAAAUUCAGCUCGAGGAUCAGCAUCUUGGCCAGGCAGCUAUGAGUCUCAUGGCUAUUGCAAGCCCGAUCUUGAGCGAAUAUGUUGAUCUGUCACAGCAAAUUUUGAUGCAGGUCGUCGACAUCCACAGUGCUAUAGCGCAUAUGGCCUACAAUAUGACCAAGACUUUCACUCAAAUCUCGUCUCAAGGAUUCUGCACCCCGCAAGAAAAGUCCGAUGAAACCUCUGGUGAAUCCGGUAAAGUGGAAUCCGGCACUGGCCUCGGUGACGGCGAAGGUGCCGAAGACAUUAGCAAGGAUAUCCAACCCGACGAAGACCUCUCUGAGCUUGCUCAAGAAGCCAACAAAGAGGAGAAUGGCGAAAUGGAAGAUGAAAAGGAUGCUGUCGAUAUGGCAGAUGAAGAGCUUGAGGGAGAUAUGGGCAGUGUUGACGGUGCCGAGGAUGACGAAGAAGGAUCGAAGAAUGGGGAUGAAGAGGAGGAGGAGAAUGACAUGGACGAAGAGGCCGGAGAUGUUGAUGACCUUGAUCCUACUGCUGUUGACGAGAAGAUGUGGGAUGGAGAUGAUGAAGAGAAGGCCGAGAAAGACCAGCAGGGCGAGAAGGCCAAGGGGCAGAAGAAGGAUGAUGAGCAGCUGGCGGGAGAUGAGGACGCUCAGAAACAGGAUGGCGAAGAACAACCAGACGUUGACGAUUCUGGUGAACAAGAUGCCGAGGAGGAGGAUGAAGCUGACGCGGAAGAAGAGGAUGUGAAGACCCAGGAGGAAAUGAACAAGCAAGAGCAGACCGCUCAGGAGAACGACACCCUGGCGCUCCCCGAGGACAUGGAUUUGGACCUCGGCGAUGAGCAGGAGCCAGCAUCAGACAGUGAUGACUUGGAUGAUCUGUCUGACAUUGAAGAAGAGAAGAAAGAAGUCGAGGACCAGGAAAUGGGUGAAGAUGGGGAUGCAGACUCGGACGAUGCAGCGGCCGAGACCCAGCUUCAAGAGGAGGCAGGAGAAGAAGCUGGAAUCGAAGAGGAUGAAGAUACACCCGAGGAAAAGGCUGGCGGUAAGGACGAGGUUGAUGAGGAAGUUAAACCAGAGGAAGAAGAGAAGGCAGAAGAACAGGAGGAUGCUACAGACCAGAACCAACCUCCUCAAGACAACGCCACGACGGACACCGACAAUGCAGCACCAAGCGAUGUCAAGACCUCUGGCCAAGAUCAGAAUGCGGACUCGAUGGAUGUCGACGAUAACUUCCAGAGCAAUGCCGCUCAACAAGAGGACGGCGAGAUGGGAGAAGGCGCUGCUGACCAGGAUACAAGCGCAGGAAACAAGGGGUCUACGUCACAGUCAAAGGAGAUUAUGGACAGAGCCGACCAAGAGCAAGACAAACCGGACUCAGCUCGCAGCGAUCCUUUCAAGAAGCUCGGCGACGCCCUUGAACGUUGGCAUCGACAGCAAGAGGACAUCAAGGACGCCGAAUCCUCCGAUGCCAACGAGCAAAAUGCGCCACAGGAUCCAAGCGCCGAUCAAGGUCGUAAGGAAUUCCAGCAUCUUCAGGAUGACGAGACUGCCACAGACACACAAGCUAUGGGAACCGCAGACGACGAACAGGUGCAACCCAUGGAUGAAUCCAUGGCCAUUGAUGAGGAGAAGCAAGAUCCUACAAGCCGUCUGAUGGAUGAGGACAAGGAUGAGACUGAGCAGGAUCCCGACCAAAUGGAUACCGCCGACACCGCCGAGGCGCCAGAUGCAAGCAAUCAAGAUGCAGACAAGGAUCAGGAUGACACCCGCUCAGGAGUCAAGACACGCCAAGGCAACUAUGAACGCGAGCUCAGUCCUUCUGAACAAGAGGCGCAAAUGCUGGAAGAGGACCAAGACGAAGCAGAUAUCCAGGAAACAUCGACUCAGCUCUCUAUCACUCACAUCUCGGACGAAGAACGCCCACUCCGAGACUUUGGAGAGUCGAUGCAGCAGUGGACUGAGUUCCAGACCAAGACACACUCGCUCUCGUUGGCAUUGACAUCUCAACUCCGACUCAUCCUUACACCUUCGCAGUCAACAAAGCUCUCGGGCGGUUUCCGUACUGGUAAGCGGCUCAGCAUCAAGCGUAUCAUCCCAUACAUCGCUUCAAGCUACAAGCGAGACAAAAUUUGGAUGCGGCGCAGCAUUCCGACCAAGCGAACCUACCAAAUCCUGCUCUGCGUGGAUGACAGUAAGAGUAUGGGAGAAACAUCGUCGGGUACCCUGGCGAUGGAAUCUCUGGUCAUGGUGUCACGCUCACUUACAAUGCUGGAGGCUGGACAAGUUGGUGUCAUGGGUUUUGGAGCCGACGUCUUCACCGCUCAUGGUCUUACAGAACCUUUUGCUUCGGAUGCUGGAGCCAAGGUACUACAGAAAUUCAACUUCUCCCAAGAUCGUACCGACAUUGGCUUGCUCAUUCAACGAACCAUUGAAACUUUCAGAGAGGCCCGACAACAGAGCAAUGGCAAUGCUGAUCUCUGGCAACUUGCACUCAUUCUUUCUGACGGUCUUACACCUUCGUCAGCCCAUGAGGGUAUCCGACGAAUGUUGCGAGAGGCUAUGGAGGAGCGGAUCAUGAUCGUGUUCAUUAUUAUGGAUGACACGGGCAAGAAGAAGGGCGAUAGUGUACUUGAGCUCAAGGAAGCCAAGUUUGUUCGAGAUGGCGGAGAGAGCAAAGUGGUGAUUGAGAGGUAUCUGGACACGUUCCCGUUCCAGUACUACUUGAUUGUCCACAAUCUCGAAGAGUUGCCAAGUGCACUGGCUGGCCUUUUGCGAACGUGGUUUGCUGAGGUCAACGCAUAG